Molecule: messenger RNA, 1494 nt
Organism: Manihot esculenta (cassava)
Lineage: Eukaryota; Viridiplantae; Streptophyta; Magnoliopsida; Malpighiales; Euphorbiaceae
Product: L-ascorbate peroxidase 3
Exons: 11
Coding region: 464-1330 (288 amino acids)
Biological process (GO): hydrogen peroxide catabolic process; response to reactive oxygen species; cellular response to oxidative stress
Molecular function (GO): peroxidase activity; heme binding
Source: RefSeq, a predicted model, not a curated record
AAAACCCCAUCAUCUUGUUCUCAAAAGUAUCGUCCGUCAUCUUCCACUUUCUCCAAAAUUUUCCUUUUUAAUUCUAUCUCCAAAAUUUUCCUUUUCAAUCCUAGCCCUAUUUCUUUUCAAUUUUUCACCCCAAAUUAUUAUCUUAUCACACCUUAGUCCCUUUCUUACAUAAAUAUUCAACAUAUGGAGAAGAAUCAAAAAGAAGUGUGAAAAGCAUAGGGAAAUUCAAAAGGUUUCAAAAGGAGAGGUGAAAAGUGAAAGAAGAGAAGGAAUUAAGAAGAAUUUUGAAGAUUUAAGGCUACAAAAAGACUUUUUUUCAUAGCGGUGAGUUUAAAAGCCAACUUGAAGUUUUCUGCAAGAAUACUCGUUAAUAAGCAGUAUAGACCCAAACGCCAUUCUUUUUCUCUUUAGCAUCACAAAUUGUAGUUGGAACUUGGAACUUGGUGAGGACUGAGGAGUUCCGAUGGCGUUACCGGUGGUUGAUACAGAGUACCUGAAGGAUAUCGACAAGGCUCGUCGCAAUCUUCGUGCUCUCAUUGCCUACAAGAACUGCGCUCCCAUCAUGCUCCGCUUAGCGUGGCACGAUGCAGGGACUUAUGAUAAGAACACAAAAACUGGUGGGCCUAAUGGCUCCAUAAGGAAUGAAGAGGAAUACACUCAUGGUGCCAAUAGUGGGUUGAAGAUUGCACUUGAUUUUUGUGAAGAAGUGAAAGCUAAACAUCCCAACAUUACUUAUGCUGACUUAUACCAGCUCGCUGGUGUCGUUGCAGUUGAGGUCACUGGAGGCCCAUCCAUUGAUUUUGUUCCCGGCAGAAAGGAUUCAAAAGUUUCUCCCAAGGAAGGGCGACUUCCAGAUGCUAAAAAAGGUCCACCACAUUUAAGGGAUAUCUUUUAUCGGAUGGGCCUGUCUGACAAGGAUAUAGUGGCACUCUCGGGGGGUCAUACUCUGGGAAGGGCGCAUCCAGAGAGAUCAGGUUUUGAUGGCCCUUGGACCACAGAGCCUCUGAAGUUUGAUAACUCAUAUUUUGUGGAAUUGCUGAGAGGGGAGACAGAGGGACUGUUGAAACUCCCAACAGACAUUGCUCUGGUGGAAGACCCUCAAUUUCGUCCUUAUGUUGAGCUGUAUGCGAAGGAUGAGGAUGCAUUCUUUAGAGACUACGCAGUGUCACAUAAGAAACUUUCAGAAUUAGGAUUCGCUGGAAGUUCCUCUGGCUCCAAAGCAAUUGUUAAGAACAGCACCGUGCUGGCACAAAGUGCAGUUGGAGUUGUAGUUGCUGCUGCUGUGGUGAUUGUUAGCUAUUUAUAUGAAGUUCGCAAGAAAUUGAAUUAGAGAGAGAGAGAGAGAGAGAGAGAGAGAUUGGUCUCUAUUCCCUCAAAUUAUUCCUAAUAAAUCAGUGGCAUGUAGUUCAUUUUCACAGCCCAUGAGCUGAAUAGUGAUAUUUUGUACUAAAGAAUACAAUAAUACAACUGAUUCUUCUUCCCUUCUGAAGUAAA